Ogataea angusta is the source of this 687-nucleotide messenger RNA. RefSeq lists its product as uncharacterized. Bases 1 to 687 code for a protein of 228 amino acids. The transcript has a single exon. The record is from RefSeq and is a predicted model, not a curated record. NCBI's taxonomy places the organism in Eukaryota, Fungi, Ascomycota, Pichiomycetes, Pichiales, Pichiaceae. Gene Ontology annotation, cellular component: nucleus. Gene Ontology annotation, molecular function: protein N-terminal-serine acetyltransferase activity; histone H2A acetyltransferase activity; histone H4 acetyltransferase activity.
AUGGACUGGAUCUACGGCAUAGUACAGUUUGUUAAGUCCAGACUCCAUGAAAUGCCCGAAGAUCAGGAACAGAUAGAGGGAGACGCACUGUAUAAAAUCGUACAAAGAUGUUUUGACGAGCCUCUUUCGGUCGAGAAGGACUUAAAGACCAUCGAAAUCAAGGUUUCUCCCAUUCUAGUUGAUAAUCUCACGAACAUUCAACGACGCCAAUGUUUAUCUCUUGUUGACAAGAAUUUAGGUGAUACAAUGAACCGUGUUUAUGGAAAAGACUGGAAAUUGGACAAGGUGGAAGAGAUGCGUGACCCUGGCUUGGUGUAUCUGCUACUUCAUCACGACACAGAGUUUGUGGGGUUCGUUUCCAUCAAAGCAGUCGAAGACAAUGAAAUUCAUGUCCUGUACAUCUAUGAGCUACAAAUUGUAAAGAACUAUCGACGCAUGGGACUCGGUUCAAAGCUACUCGGCAUAUUAGACCAGAUCGUUGGACUAGUCAAUUCGGAUCCUGUCUACACCACAAGAUUUGGCAAGCUGGAAGGGCUCUCACUCACAGUCUUCAGCAGCAACGAAGGAGCCAAAAAGUUGUAUUUUUCAAAAGGUUACGAAAUCGCAUCGCAUUCACCUGCAGUCAGACAUUUGCGAAACCGGAAAAUUCAGCCCGAUUAUUUUAUCUUGGUGAAAAAGAGUUUUUAG